AUGACCAAUGCGACACUCAAACAGGACUUGGCAUGGCGACAUCGCGUCUUGCUCGUCGUCGAAGACCCCUCCACCCACCAGCAGCUAGCCGCCCAGUAUGUACCAGUCGAUCUUGUGCGAAAUGGCGUCACCUACAUUAUUCUCUACUCCAUGUUCGCCACGCUUCUCUUUGUGCUUCUUUGCGCUGUUCUCUUCAAGAAUGGUCUCAGCCCACAAAAGCGCCGCUUGCCCUUUGUCUGGGUGCUAGGCUUCGCCUUGCUCGGCGGCCUUCUCGGCUCGACGCUCAAUACUGUCUUUUGGGCCUAUCAACUCUUCGGCACCGUCUCGCAGGAUACCAUGUUUCGUCUCUGGAUGUCCUCGACAGCCAUGCUCUACAUUGUUCCCCUCGUCACUCACUUUGCCAUCCAGCUUCGUCUGCUCUCCUUUUACCCGACUACGUUGGCAAGCAGGAAGAAGCGCACCAUCAUUAGCAUCGUGCCAUCUCUUCUCAAGGUGGCGAGGCUCACUACCAUCAGCAUCACCCUGCACAACUCGGCCGCCGCUUACAGUCAGCACGGCUUCGGCUUCGUCGUCUCCACGGCCGCCAACGACACAAGCAAUCUCUUCACCCUCAUCUUUCAGCUCGCCGACACUGUCUACGCCUCUCUCUUCCUACUCUGGCGUUACUGGCAUCUAGGCCGUCGUGAUAACGAGCUCAUGCAGAAAAAGUCGCACCCCGUCUUGCGCUGGUCCAAGCAGCUCAUGUUUGCCAUUGCUUUCGGCUACGUGCUGCCCACCAUUUACGCUUUCGCUCUUGUACUUUCCAAGGCACUUAGUCUUUCGGCUGUCGAUAUGGGCUUCAUGCUAGUGGCCAACGUCUACGUCCAAGCUUUCGGUGCCGUCCUGGCCUCGCUAUCGAGUGCUUACAAGUGGAGGGAGGAUCGAUUUACCGACGAUCUUGCACCUGAUAAUGCUGUGCUUCCUGGCAUGCGAAAUGCCAGCGAUCCAUUUGCCACCGGCAUCAUCCUUGCGCGCGAUUCGCGCAACGUGCACGCUCUUGAUUCCUCCAUGUUGGAUACUAGCACAUCCACAAAGCCCUGCUUUUUCACUUCGCGACUUCCAUCCUUGGAUUCCAGGCGGCGCGUUGCCAACCAUCUCACCACGCCCGAAUCGGAUGCUGCCCCCACCGGUCUUACUGCCAUCGUCACUGACGGUAUCGGUGUGACCACUCCCAGCGGUCUCGCGUCCGGAGACGUCUCACCCAAAUCUACAGCACUCCGUCAAGCAGACAGCGUCGACGACCACAAUCCCGACGUGGAGCGAGGCGCCGUGCAGACGAUCAACUUUCCCACCACUUUCGCUAUACACAUGCAGCAGAGCGAGUCUCGGCGCUCCUCCGAUGCCACCCUCUUUGCUCCAUCUGCAGCACUUGACAAGGCAGAAGGAUCUUUGCCGAAGGCAAGACCCUCAUCGUCAGACGGCAAGCUGACCACUCCUCCGCAAAGUCGACCAGGAACUGGUGGCAAUGGACGAAUGCAACGUCAUGGCUCUGGCAUGUCUGUUCCCAUAGACGGCAGUCUGCGCGAGGAGGAAGAAAACACCGUCUCGCCGACGCCUUGA
Messenger RNA from Mycosarcoma maydis (corn smut), 1599 nucleotides. RefSeq lists its product as uncharacterized. The transcript has a single exon. The record is from RefSeq and is a predicted model, not a curated record. The coding region runs from base 1 to 1599 and encodes 532 amino acids. Lineage: Eukaryota; Fungi; Basidiomycota; Ustilaginomycetes; Ustilaginales.